AUGCCCCUCUGCCGCGGGGGGGCCUCCCCGCCGCCGCUGCUGCACCCGCGGACGGGACGGCUGGUGACGGUGUCGCGGGGCGGGCGGAGCGCGGCUCGCUCGCAACCCGGCCAGGAGUUCAACCACGGGCUGGUGCUGAGCCGGGAGCCCCUCGCCCCGGGCGCCGUCUUCACCGUCCGCAUCGACCGCAAGGUCAACUCCUGGAGCGGAUCCCUGGAGAUCGGAGUGACCGCCCUGGACCCCAACCACCUGGACUUCCCCAGCAGCGCCACCGGCCUCAAGGGGGGCUCCUGGAUCAUUUCUGGAUGCUCCGUCCUGCGCGACGGGCGCUCCAUCCUGGAGGAAUACGGGCAGGACCUGGACCAGCUGGGCGAAGGCGACCGGGUGGGCGUCCAGCGGACGGCCGGCGGGGAGCUGCGCCUCUGGGUCAACGGGCAGGACUGCGGCGUGGCGGCCACCGGCAUCCCUCCCCGGGUCUGGGCCGUGGUCGACCUCUACGGCAAGUGCACCCAGAUCACGGUGGUGCCGGGAAGCCCGGUGGAGGAGGAGGCGGAAGAAGGAGCCUCUCACGAUGAAGCCCUGGAAGCGCCUUGCAACCAGACCCGGCCGGAUAAAUUUCCCAGCAGCCUGGAAUCGGAGAACGGCUUCUCCAGCAUGGAGCUGUCGGAGGUGGUGAGCAACGCCAUCCUGUCGGCCUACAACGGCAGCCUGCUCAACGUCAACCUGGGCAGCCCCCCCUCCGACUCGGCCCCCGGCGGAGCCCCCCCCAUGACCUCCAACGACGCCCUGCUGUUCCACGAGAAGUGCGGCACGCUGAUCAAGCUCAGCAACAACAACACGACGGCCGAGAGGCGCCGCCCGCUGGACGAGUUCAACAACGGUGUGGUCAUGACCAACCGCCCGCUGCGGGACAACGAGAUGUUUGAGAUCCGCAUCGACAAGCUGGUGGACAAGUGGUCGGGCUCCAUCGAAAUCGGCGUCACCACCCACAACCCCAACAACCUGGAGUACCCCGCCACCAUGACGAACCUGCGCUCAGUUCUUCUUGUCAUGCUCCACUCAACCCACGAAGGCACCAUCAUGAUGAGCGGCUGCGGGAUCCUGACCAACGGCAAAGGGACUCGGCGGGAAUACUGCGAGUUCAGCCUGGAUGAGUUGCAGGAAGGCGACCACAUCGGCUUGACCCGGAAGUCGAACAACGCUCUCCAUUUUUACAUCAACGGCAUCGACCAAGGCGUGGCCACCACCCUCACCCCCUUGGUGGUCUACGGGGUGGUGGACCUCUACGGCAUGGCGGUGAAGGUCACCAUCGUGCACAACCACAAUCACACCGACCGCCUGCGGCGCAACAACGCCAUCAUGAGGGCCCUCUCGCCCGACGUGGGCCGGCGGGCCAUCGACGCCGGAGGGGGCACCGAGCCGGAACCGGAACGUCUUCUCUUCCACCCAAACUGUGGCCAGAAGGCAGCCAUCAUCAACGAAGGACGGACGGCCCUGCGGCCUCAUGCCACCGACGACUUUAACCACGGCGUGGUCCUCAGCAACCGACCGCUGCGGAACGGCGAGGUCUUCCAGGUGAGGAUUGACAAGAUGGUGGACAAAUGGGCCGGCUCCAUCGAGAUUGGCGUCACCACCCACAACCCCACCUACCUGCAGCUGCCCUCCACGAUGACCAACCUGCGGUCAGGGACCUGGAUGAUGACCGGGAACGGAGUGAUGCAUAACGGUACCACCAUCCUGGAUGAAUACGGCCACAACCUGGAUCGCUUGAAGGCAGGCGACACGGUGGGCGUCGUGCGGAAGGAGGACGGGACCCUGCAUUUCUUCGUCAACGGCGUGGCGCAGGGCCCAGCCGCCUGGAACGUCCCACCGAAUAUCUAUGCCGUGGCCGAUCUCUACGGUCAAGCUGCCCAAGCCACGAUCAUGGAUGACACAGACCUCCUCCCGCUUCCCGACGAUCUCUCGGAGGGAAACAACCAGCUGGCCCCCAGCAGCCCGUCCUCCGUGGCUUCGGGCAGUGACCUGCGUUUCCACCACCUCCACGGGAACAACGCCGUCAUCACCAACGGGGGCCGCACGGCCCUGCGCCAGAACUGCCGCAGCGAAUUCAACGAUGCCAUCGUCAUCUCCAACCGCCCUCUGCGCGACGGCGAACUCUUUGAGAUCGUCAUCCAGAAGAUGGUGGAUCGGUGGUCCGGCUCCAUCGAAGCAGGAGUCACCGCCAUCCGUCCGGAGGACCUGGAGUUUCCCAAUACAAUGACGGACAUUGACUACGAUACCUGGAUGCUCAGCGGCACGGCCAUCAUGCAGGACGGCAACACCCUGCGCAACAACUACGGCUGCGACCUGGACUCGCUGACCACCGCCUCGCGCAUCGGCAUGAUGCGGACGGCCAAGGGGGAUCUGCAUUACUUCAUCAACAGCGUGGACCAGGGUGUGGCUUGCUCCGGGCUGCCCCCAGGGAAGGAGGUCUACGCCGUGGUGGACCUCUACGGCCAGUGUGUCCAGGUGUCCAUCACCAGCUCCACCGGCCCGCUGGACAACAGCCUCUCCACCAGCAACAUCACGGAGAAAUCCUUCCCCAUCCACUCACCAGUGCCCGGGGUCGCCCACCGCUUCCACAGCACCUGCGGCAAGAACGUGGCCUUCCAAGACGACGGGUGCCGGGCCCUGCGGGUCUCCGGCUUCUGCCACGGCAUCGUUUUCAGCAUGAAGGAACUGAGAACGGGCGAGGUUUUCGAGGUGAAGAUUGACGAGGUGGACGAGAAGUGGUCGGGAUCCGUCCAGGUGGGCUUGACCACGCUGCUGCCCUCGGAUGCCACCUGCAUGGCCACAGGGCUGCCCUCCUCCCUAUUGGAGCUCCGGUCGAAAGUGACCUGGCUAGUGACGGGUUCCGAGGUCCGACGCAACGGCGUCCUGCAGAAGCAGAAUUACGGAUGCUCUCUGGAGCGUCUCGGGGUGGGGAACCGUGUGGGCGUGAAGCGCUGCACGGACGACACCAUGCAUGUGCUGGUCGACGGGGAGGACAUGGGGCCGGCCGCCACUGGCGUGGCCAAGAACGUCUCCAUGGUGCUGGACCUCUACGGCCGGGUCACCUCCGUCUCCAUCGUCAGCUCCAGCCUGCUGGAAGAGGCCGAGGCCACCCACCCGCCCUCCGUCGCCUCCGAGCCCUACAGCGAGGAGGAGGAGGAGCCCACCCCGGGCGAGAGCGACCUGCCCACCUCCGCGACGCCCUCCAUGGAAUUCCUGGAGAACCACGGGAAAAACAUCCUCCUCUCCAAUGGGAACCGGACGGCCACCCGGGUCUCCAGCUACAACCAGGGCAUCGUGGUGGUGGCCCAGCCUUUGCCCCAGCAGCAGCUCUUCCAGUUCCAGAUCGACUCCCUCAACCCCCAGUGGACGUCCUCGCUCUCCCUGGGCGUCAUCGGCAACUCCCCGGAGCGGCUCAACUUCCCCGCCACGGCCUGCUCGCUCAAGCGCUCCACCUGGCUCCUGCAGCGGGACUCCGUCUUCCACAACUCCCUCAAGGUCUGCGAGAACUACGGCCCCAACCUGGACAACUGCCCGGAGGGGACAGUGCUGGGGGUCCUGGUGGACGCCAGCGGCUGCCUUCACCUCUAUGUCAACGGCAUCGACCAGGGGGUGGCGGCCCAAGACGUGCCCAGCCCUUGUUACGUGCUGGUCGACCUCUACGGGCAGUGCGAGCAGGUCACCAUCACGACCAAUGACCCUCCCGCCGUGGGGGCCGAGAGCACGGACCCCCAAGGGCAGGGGGACAUGGAGAAGGCCGACAUGGUGGACGGGAUCAAGGAGAGCGUGUUCUGGACGCCCCCCGUGGACCUCAACCCCGCCAAGACCUGCGACUACCAGUCCCUCUGCACCCGUUUCAAGGACCUGCUGCUGUUGCCCGACGCCUAUUUCACCGAAGACCCCAAGCCGAGCCUUUGCUACUGCGAGUCGUGCCGCAAGCCGCGAGGGGACGAGGCCUACUACAAGCGGGGGGAGCCCCCCCGGGACUACGCCUUGCCUUUCGGGUGGUGCCGCUUCACCCUCAGAACAAACCCCUGCUUGGAAGGGGCCAGCACCGCUAAGAAGUGGCACAUGGCCUAUCACGGGACGAGCGUCGGAGCCGUGCGCCGCAUGUUGGAUCAAGGGGAGUUGGUGCCGGGGAUAACGUCCAUCCUGAGCUGCCGCCCGGUGAAGGCCGAUCCGCAGGGUGGGGGCGCCGGCAGCGGCACCAACGGGGGCUACCUGGAGGCGGAGGAGAACAGCGUGCAGGGGCGCGAGGAAGCCCACCACGUCCUCCUCUCGCCCACCCUGCGCUACGCCGGACUGGAGCCUUUCGCCACCAAAGUGCAAUUCAAAGACCCCAAGUCUCACCGACAGCACUCCGCCCAGGUGGCCUUGCAGGUGUGCGUGCGCCCGGGCUCCUACAAGGUCUGCCCUCCCUCGCAGGCGGCCCCCGAGCCCGUGGACCCCCGCUUCAGCAGUGCCGAGAUUGAGUGGGUCACCAAGGAAAAAGGGGCUACCGUCCUCUUCGGCCUGCUCAUCCGCGUAGAAUGAGACCCCCCCGCCCGCCCGCCGUCCGCGGGGACGCCGCAGCUUUUGCCAAAAACCUGUGCUCCCCCCCCCCGGGGGGGGACCGACAGCACAUAGACCGGGUGGAAACGGCACGUCCAGUCGAUUGGGGGGGGGGGACACAGCUCUUUUAC
This is a messenger RNA of Crotalus tigris (Tiger rattlesnake), 4712 nucleotides long. It is a transcript of the gene NEURL4, whose product is annotated as neuralized E3 ubiquitin protein ligase 4. Bases 1 to 4563 code for a protein of 1520 amino acids. Lineage: Eukaryota; Metazoa; Chordata; Lepidosauria; Squamata; Viperidae. The transcript has 30 exons. The record is from RefSeq and is a predicted model, not a curated record. Gene Ontology annotation, molecular function: ubiquitin protein ligase activity.